GAGAGCAGAGCCGACAAUCUUGUCUGCCAACGAGUAAACAAACAGCCGUAAGCUGAUGAGUCAUGAUGUUUGUGCACAGCUACAGUGGGAAGAAAUGGUUAUCUCGGAGAAACGAAAUUUAGAGGAAAAGAAAUCAUGCGACAUCUAUAAUAUGCCAUUACUUCAAUCUUACGAACGGGGUGGUAAAUGUCGGGUAGGUGAACAGUCAGGUGUGAUCGUACCCAGCUGACACACACACACAAACAUACACGCCCUCGCGUGCAUGCAACUUGUACUUCUGAUGUGAUAGUGUCUUUUGUAUUCUGGUUACCCUGUUGAAAGAACUGUUUUGUAAUUUUUUACUAGCUCGCUCUCUGGCAAACUGGCACUGCUUUUGCCCUUAUUAAUAAACUUUCAAACUACUUCUUUGAUAAUGUCAGACAGAAGCUGCUUUUUUUCAGAUUAAAUUCUCGAAGACAUCUUCUAAGAUGUCAGAUACUUAGCACUUCUUUUUAUAACAGGCAAGUACAGUAGAGUUCUUUCGUGCAAUUGAUAACUGUUUUCUGACUUACAUUAAACGCACUUCAUUAACAUUCAAGCACUUCGCUGCAACACUCAUACAUGUUCAUUCACAAAAUAACUAAAAUAUAUCUCUAUAUAUAAUAACCUAUGAAACAUAAGAAUGUAAUUUAAAGGAAAGAUGCAAUAAAACAGUACAUAUAUACAGUAAUCGUUUACAUCUAGGUCAGAACUUGUACUUUUAUAACUUUCUUCGAUGUCGCUUGCCUCACACAAUGUUCACUGUUCACAGUUCACAAUUCACAGUUGUUUUCUCACGCCAUCAAUACCAUGUGUAACCUCGCGCUGGGGUAAACUUCCAAUACACUAGACAUACACUGAGUCCAGCAAACAACAACUGUCUGAAGUCUCCUCGAGACGGACUUCCAGUCGCCAUCACGCAGAUUAGGAAGGAAAGUGGCGAGUUUCUCUUUGUCGGAGGCUGUUGCCUCUUCCUACACGUGGGGUGUCCCUGGUCACCAUUUGAUGUUGGGUUGAUUCUUCGGAAGGUGAUAAAUUCUCUCAUGAGGCCCAUUUGCAUUUUCCUGCGUCUCAGUGGGCAAGUGAUACUGUUGGUGGUACCAAGAAAGUGAUAAUGUUUGUGGUCUUAGUUUCAUUUUCAUCAGCGUCUUGGUGGGAGUGGUGGUCUUAUCAACUGAACCAAAAGUAGAAAAGACGUUUUCUACAUUGUGAUAUCCGAUCAUCGACACUCGUCAAAGUUCGGUUUUUUCUAUUUGUUUACAGGAAAUAAAUAAAAUAUGGCACUGAAAAGUACCCAGUAGACCACAAUAAUUUGCAGGAUAAUUUAUUCUCUCUUUCUUUCUUUCAGGUUUGAGCACUGAGGCGAAAAAAAAAAACACCAAACGAAGCAAAUAAAGGAAAAAAACUAAAAAGGAAACAACGGUCAAAAUAUUAGUGCUCUCGUUCCCUCUCUUCACGACUACUAUCAAUCAAUAAAUCGAUUGUGCAGUUCAAGCAGCUAGCGCAAGGUGGAAGUAGUGGGGGUGUACAAAGACGGGUAUACACAGGGUGCGGCAUGAGAUCAUAGUGACCUGUGCCAAGGCAGCUCACUCCGUCACACAGUAGCUGACAAGUGAAUGGCGAGGACCCUUCACGGUUUUCGUCAGUCGAUGUCGCUUUAACUCUGGUAGAAAUGAGGGCGGAGGUGACACGAGUUUUCGUUUGUACAGCCUGUCUUAUGACGGAAACAUUCAUGGAGCUGUGAGUUCAAAACGCCUCGAGUUUUGAACAGUUAAUAAACAGUUUACACGGUACAGGCGACCUUGGGAAUGUGACGAAAAGAUUUCACUAUGGCGAUGUACAGGAUGACCAUGCGUGAGGUUAAAAGGGUUUGUGGUGGAGUCGUCUUUGAUGCCCUGCUUCUGUCCCUCAUCAUAAGCCAGUGUUUUGUCACAUCAGAGGCUAUUGGUGUUGACUUCAAGCGAUCUUCGCAGGAUCUACCACCGAAAUGCUGGGAACAAUUUGAGAGAGUUGCAACAGAAUGUCCCUCUCAAGAUUUACCUAAAGACAAACUGUACUGGAGCAAGUUAUCCGCUGUCUGCUGCGGGAGUUACCCAAGAACAACCCUGCAUUGCCAGCAAAGUUAUACAGACACGGGUGGCCUGGCCAUCUUUCCCGCCUGCCUGACCAAAACAACAGUACCGAUGGGGCAUUACGGGGUGCUCAGAGAAAACGCCAGUGGGUACCCUGAAUUUACAACUCAGCCGUGCGGUAGCGACAGUUACGAGGACGUUGACAGACCGUCAGACAGGCUUUACCACCCGUACUGCACCAAGCAACAAAACAAACUGCGGUGGAGAGGGACAGCAACUCUUCUGUAGAGGAGGACCGAGCGAAGACAAUCGGUGCGUCUGUGGGGAAGGGUUCAGAACUGCGCCUGACAGCGACACCUGUCGUCGAGGCCACUUCCACAACGGGGGAUGCACGUGCGUGCGGGAGGAAUGCCCUCAGGGAAGGACCAGAAAUAUCUCUGACCCGAACUCUGACCUCAGCUGCGACGACCUGGCGACGGAACCGGAUUAUUCCUGUUACGAUAGGGUGAGGCGAGAGCCCGCCAGCGCAACGACCGUACAGAAGACGACUACACGUCCCAGUGUCAUCACCAGUCGUCCCCCGUCACCGGCUCCUGGUGAUGGUGGAAAUGGCGAAAGCGAUGACACUGAAAAGACACCCGGUGAAGGUUUCUUUGACUGGCGCCUCUUCGUGGGUUUGACUGUUAUUUUGGAUUGCCCUGGUAGCAGUUGUCGUUGUUGUUGUGUGGUGCACGUGCAAGCGACGGAUCUGUCGUGUGCUUGAGUCGCUGAGAGUCAAGAUUAGGCGCGAAACGACACCAGCGCCGCCACCCACAGGGGCAGCUGAGUCGCUUCUCUGACACAUGAAUAUAAGAAAGAUCCAGAAAGUCUUUUUUUUUUAAACCUGUGAACACAUCUUCGUCGAACCUACAGAACCAGGGAGCUCUUGACAUCUGGACACUGUCCAGAAGACAGUUCCCUUAUUUUCCUGUUCAGCUGCUUCGGAAGAUAACAGCAACUACACUCCAGGAAAGUUUGUGUUGAAAAACUUUUAUCUAUAGCAGGAAUUUGGCGAUGGUGCGACUUACACGAGGUACUCCUUUUCUUUCUAAAUCAAAUGGUAUUUGUUUUAGCUACCUGUGUGUUGUAGUUCGCACAUGAAUAGCCUUGAUGUAAGUUUGCUUUUCUUUUUUGUUUUUUUAUGAUUGUCAAUUGCCCAUAACUUUUCUUUUUUCUUUGUUCAUAUUUUUUAUUGUUGACAUCUUUGAACGCUGCACCUUUGUAGCGAAAUUUAAUUUCUAACUUUUACUUUUGUGACUAGAGCACCUUCCAUGUUCAAAUUUUCCCAUUGGGUCGGAUGCUGUUAACGGCUUUCUUUUUUGUGCUUGUGAACUAUCAGUGGGCACACAUGCGUGUACACUCAAAUGGGAAUAGGAGAGAAAAGAAUGUACCCUUGUGUGUGUAUGUUUUUGUGUUAUUUCUACGAAUAUAUGUGGGCAUGUUUGCGAUUUGGAAAAGAACAGUAGAGGGGUGGGGUGGGGAGGCUGCCCAAAACCGGGUCCCCUGGCGAGGAGUUGUUGCGGUCUUAUGCUCUCGAGGAAAAACAUAUAAACUAACAUGUUUGCGAUGUAUGCAGUGCACGGCUAAUGUUAGUAAUAAAUGUGUGAUUGUAAAUAGGAAAUGAAAUAUAUAUGUAAGAGAGAGAGAGAGUAGUUCGUCAUUUCACCAUAUGAGAUUCUGAACAUUGACAUGCAAAUCUGUUUGUAUGAGAUAAGUAUGCUACUGGCAUGAUCAACCAGAAAAAAUCGAUUUGUAUUGUAUAUAUGUAUAUGUAUGCUUUUGUUAAUACUUGUAUAUAAAUUCUGACAUGGUCAUUUUGAGUCUCCUUUUCUUUCUUUUUUUUUUUUUUUUUUUUUUUAUUUUUGGUAGGCUGAGGACCAUCUUUAUAAGAACCUUCGCCGCAUGAAUGUUUUCAGUUCAGAAGCCAUCCAUGUGAAAUGAUACUGUGUUAUUAUUGUGUAAUUUCCUGUGCUGCAAAUGACAAAGACUAAUAAUUGUGUACAAACGAUUGGAUCAAUGUAUUUAAAGCUCGUGCUGUUGAAAUGUUUUCUACUGUUUGCUGAUACUGGUGGUUAUGUUACGAACGUACAAGAAAACAAACUGCAUUGCUACACUGUGUAAUGAAUCAAUAAAACUUUUUUACAUUUUUAUCAUUGUUAUUAUAGUGCUGGUAUGGAUCGGGUCUGGGCUGCAACGCAUCGAAAGUACCAAGCACACAUUCUUGCGUUUAUCAAACUCUUGGUGAAUAAACACAUUUUCUUUCAGAAUGUCUCUUU
This is a messenger RNA of Pomacea canaliculata, 4405 nucleotides long. RefSeq lists its product as uncharacterized. The transcript has 2 exons. Bases 1848 to 2378 code for a protein of 176 amino acids. The record is from RefSeq and is a predicted model, not a curated record. Lineage: Eukaryota; Metazoa; Mollusca; Gastropoda; Architaenioglossa; Ampullariidae.